Molecule: messenger RNA, 3511 nt
Organism: Lagopus muta (rock ptarmigan)
Lineage: Eukaryota; Metazoa; Chordata; Aves; Galliformes; Phasianidae
Gene: ARHGAP39
Product: Rho GTPase activating protein 39
Exons: 11
Coding region: 145-3435 (1096 amino acids)
Biological process (GO): signal transduction
Cellular component (GO): cytoskeleton; cytoplasm
Molecular function (GO): protein binding; GTPase activator activity
Source: RefSeq, a predicted model, not a curated record
UUGGACCAGGAAGAGGGAAUAAAUACCCCAGAUCUCUCCGAAGUGCAUGGCAGGGGCUAGCAGGAGGGCCAGCUAGCUCUAACUUCAUUUAUCCUUGCUGGCUUGGGGAAAACACGACGCGGGUUGGAUUCCUGAGAGCCCUAAAUGCCAGGAUUCGUCUCAAAUGUUUGGUUGGAAUGGGUGGAAAUCAUCGAACCUCGGACCCGGGAGCGCAUGUACGCCAACCUGAUCACGGGGGAGUGCGUGUGGGACCCGCCGGCCGGUGUGCGCAUCAAGCGCACCAAUGAGAACCAGUGGUGGGAGCUCUUUGACCCCAACACCUCCCGCUUCUACUACUACAAUGCCACCACGCAGCGCACGGUCUGGCACCGCCCGCAGAACUGCGACAUCAUCCCUUUGGCCAAACUGCAGACCUUGAAGCAGAACACGGAAUCUCCUCGAGCGUCCACCGAAAACAGCCCCGGCCGGAGCAGCAAUGUCAGCAGGGAGGGCAGCACCAGCUCCUCCUUGGAGCAGGAGUUGGAAGGCAACGAGAAAGCGGGCGAGACGACGAGGUCGAGCCGGCAAUCGGCCCCGUAUGCUGCAGUGAAGGAAGAAACGGAAAGCUCGUCGCCCUCUGGAGUGUUUGAGAAAGAAUGUGACAUCUAUCGGGAUUACAACACCGAAGGUCAACUCCUCCACUACAGGACGUCCUCGCUGCGCUGGAACGCCGGCACCAAGGAGCGGAUGCUGAUCAAGGUGACGGACCGUGAGCCCAGCUUCCUGCUGCACCAGGGCAACGGCUUCGGCCCCGACGCCGCCCCAUCCGCUCGCUCCCGCCGCCCCUCGGGGGGUCAGCAGUCCCCCAACCUGCAGAGCUUCGCCCCCGACGCCGACAACUCCGUCUUCUUUCCGGAGAGGAAACCUUCGCCCUACCUGAAGAGGGCUGAGCUGGCUGGGAGCUGCUCGCCUCUGCUGGGUCGGGGCGAUUCUUUCUGCUCCCCGCUGCAGAGCCAACACCACCGCAAAGCAUCGAGCGAAUCGCAGCCCUCAUCGCCGCGCUACGCCUACGAGCCGCCGCUCUACGAGGAGCCCCCCAUGGAGUACCAAGCGCCCAUCUACGACGAGCCCCCCGUGGACAUGCAGUACGAAGCCGGCGGGGGCUACAAAGCCGCUUCCCCCCAGAAAUCGCCCAUCCGGAAGCCUCACCCCUUCCUCCAGUCACCCAAGCAAGGCUCCAACUCGCCCUACCAGCAGCUGGUGCUCACCAAGCAGAAGUGCCCCGAUCGCUUCAUGAGCCUGGAAUACAGCCCGGCGGGCAAGGAGUACGUCCGCCAGCUGGUCUACGUCGAGCAGUCGGGCUCCAGCCCCAAGAUGAAAUCAGGGCCACGCCACAAAUACUCCCCCAACCCCAUCGGGGGCUCCUACUCGCUGCAGCACAGCCCGUGCCUCCUCCGCGAGCAGCGUGCCGACCUCAAGUCGGGCGACUACAGCAGCAUGGAGGCGGCCGACUUCUGCCCCGACGACUCCAUGUCGUGGUCCAGCCAGCAGGACACCAUGUCCUCCACCGGCUACUCGCCCUCCAACAGGAAGAGGAAGAGCCGAAAGCCUUCGCUGCCCCACCACGAACCCAGCACUCCGUCAGCGGAAGGGGAGCGGGACGGGGCGGAGGAGGAGCGGUGUGGAUCCGCGCGCGCCCAACUCAACCGCGCGGAGAGCAAAGCGGUGGAAGCAGAGGGGGAAGCGGCGAGGGGCUUUGCUGAGCCCUUCCUGGCACAAGCACGCCUGGCCUGGGAGGCUCAGCAAGCCCACUAUCACAUGAAGCAGCGCAGCAGUUGGGAUUCCCAAAAGGACGGAUCGGGCUACGAGAGCGACGGGGCUCUGCCGCUGCCCAUGCCGGGCCCCGUGGUGCGCGCCUUCAGCGAGGACGAGGCGCUGGCGCAGCAGGACAGCAAGCACUGGAAGAGGAACACCUUUGAGAAGUUGGGUUUCCCUCAGAUCCUGCUGGAGAAGAGCGUCUCCGUGCAGACCAACCUGGCGUCCCCCGAGCCCUACCUGCAUCCGUCGCAGUCUGAGGACCUCGGUGCCUGCGCCCAGUUUGAGAACAGCCGGCAGACCAGGAACAUGAUGCCCAGCGCCAGUUGCGUCUUCCCCACCUUCAACCUCCGCAAACCUUCCUCGGAGACGGACAUUGAGAACUGGGCCUCCAAGCACUUCAACAAGCACACGCAGGGGCUCUUCCGCCGGAAGGUGUCCAUAGCCAACAUGUUGGCGUGGAGCAGCGAGUCCAUCAAGAAGCCCAUGAUCAUGACCAACGACCGCAACGUCAAGAAGGAGGCGUGUGAGAUCUUCAAGCUCAUCCAGAUGUACAUGGGCGACCGGCGAGCCAAGACGGACCAACUCAACGUGGCCUUGGAGAUCGCCACCAAAGGGUGGAGCAUGCAGGGCCUGAGGGAUGAGCUCUACAUCCAGCUGUGCAGGCAGACCACCGAGAACUUCCGAUACGAGAGCCUGGCGCGCGGCUGGGAGCUCAUGGCCAUUUGUUUGGCCUUUUUCCCACCCACUCCCAAAUUCCAUUCCUAUCUCGAAGGAUAUAUUUACAGGCACAUGGAUCCGGUGAAUGACACCAAAGUGACACGGCACAUUAGAGAGCUCCUGGAAAGGAACACAAAGAAGAAACCCAAAUUGAGAAAGAAACCCAAGCCCCAUCCCGAGGAGCACGAUGGGGUGGCCAUCAGCACAUAUGCCAAGUACUGCUACAACAAGCUGCAGAAGGCCGCCCUCACUGGAGCCAAGAAGGGCCUGAAGAAGCCCAACAUCGAGGAGAUCCGCCACGCCAAGAACGCCGUCUUCAAUCCCUCCAUGUUUGGGAGCUCCUUGCAGGACAUCAUCGCCAUGCAGAAGGAGCGCUACCCUGACCGGCAGCUGCCCUGGGUGCAAACGCGCCUCUCCGAGGAGGUGUUGGCACUCAAUGGGGAUCAAACGGAAGGGAUCUUCAGAGUCCCUGGCGACAUCGAUGAGGUCAACGCUCUGAAGCUGCAGGUGGACCAGUGGAAGAUCCCCACCGGCCUGGAGGACCCCCACGUUCCCGCAUCGCUGCUGAAGCUGUGGUACCGGGAGCUGGAGGAGCCCCUCAUCCCGCACGACUUCUACGAGCGCUGCAUCACCCACUACGAGAACCCCGAGGCGGCCGUCGCCGUCGUCCACUCUCUGCCCAGGAUCAACAAAAUGGUGCUGUGCUACCUCAUCCGUUUCCUACAGGUGUUCGUGCAGCCGGCCAACGUGGCCGUCACCAAGAUGGACGUCAACAACCUGGCCAUGGUGAUGGCCCCCAACUGCCUGCGCUGUCAGUCGGACGACCCCCGCGUCAUCUUCGAGAACACCCGCAAAGAGAUGUCCUUCCUGCGGGUCCUCAUCCAGCACCUGGACACCAGCUUCAUGGAGGGCGUCCUAUAGCAUCACCCCACGACCAACCCCUUCCCCAACCCCCCCCCCCCCCCAAAACCCCCCCAAGUUCUCGCCCCGCACCCCA